CUGACCAUUCACCGGAAUCGAGUCCAGACACAGAUCUCAGAGAGCAGGUGACCACGAAAAAGAAGAAAAGACUCUACACACCACGAACGCGAACGAGACGCAUUAUAACUGCCGGGCCUUCUCAGAAUCCUGAAGUUCCAAUAGCCGAGUCCGAUCUACUCGACUUCAGAAACCGCGUUUCACCACCACUGCCGCGAGGGGAAUUGCAAGCAUUACCUAAGGAGUCACAAAACCUGACAUCAGAAUAUGACGCAUCGUGUGAGUCUCUCGACAUAAAACAUCCCGAACUAGAAUCCCGAGACCCCACGGAGUCGGAAGCGACGCUGACCCCGGCGGGAUUGCGAUGUCAGGAAAGUAUCGUGAACGACGACCCACAGGAGGGACUACCUCCGAAUACAAAUGUCCACCUCUCCUUUGACGCUGGGUACUUGGCAUCUUCUGAUUCACAGUCCGCCUCAGACUUUCGCACAGUUGUGGAAAAAUACACCCAAGACCCGGACGUUGCACAGUGGAACCAGAACAGAAAUCCAGAGAUUCGGAUUCAUCAUCAAAUCAUCUACGACCGAUUCCCUGAUGGUCUGGCAGCUUUUGCGGCCAGGAUUGGCCUGAGUGCUGUGCCACCAGUGGAUGGCGUACCUGAAACUGGCAUCGAACCGGAGAGUGCUCGACAACGCUAUCGCGAGGUCGGCCAGACCAGCUCGGGCGGCAGCAUGAUGGACAGUUCGGUGUCCGUGAAGCAGGAGCCGGAUAAUGAGCCGGCGGCCCCUACAGACAGCCGCAGCGAUGUCUCGGCCAACCACAUCGACGCACCGUACGACGAGGGCUUCGAAGCCAUGCUAAUCACGCGCAUCCAGAACCGGAUCCGAGAGCUAGGCGGCAUCGGCGAGUACGACCUCUCCGACCCGACCGACCUUACUCCCGCCGGCCGCCAGGUCAAGCAGCGGUUCGGCUUCCUCAUCCAAGACGGCAGCGACGACGAGCAGGCCGGCCCGCCGUCCGUGCUGAAGAGCCGAGAGCGCGGUCGGCGACGACGGCGGCGCGUGCCCGACUGGAUGCUGACGGAUGUGCCGUCGGACGAGACGCUCCGGACCGACCCGGCCGCCCAGUCGUCGGCCACGUCGGUCAGCUCAGAGCCGCCGUUCGCUGCCACGCACCCGCCGCGCCGCUACGUCGGCUCGCCCGAGUCCGAGAGCGAGCUGUCGGCACUGCGCGACGUCCGCGCCGAGGGCGGCGACGAGUUCGUCGAGGCGGUGCUCUGGCGGCUCCAGGAGAGCCUGCGUGCCAGCCACAACUUCCGCGAGUACCGCGACUCGGUGGCGCGCAAGAGCGACUACGAGCGCCGCGCGGAGCGGCACCACCAGGACACGGCCAGCGACGACACGGACGAAGAAAGCAGCAGGAGCAGCGCCGGUCGCGUCCACUUCCAGAAAAAGGUGCUGGUGCGUCCACUCGGCAAAGACCCGCUGCUCACCGAGUACCGGCGGCCUUACUCCAAGGUCUCUAAACAAAAGCUCUCCGCCGUCAAGGAGUACAACCCUGAGCCAGAUGACCCGGACUACGAGGACUCGCUGAAGGACAAGACAGAGGCGGAGGCCGCGAAGGCGGCGGCUGCAGCGGCGGAGGCAGAUCAGACGGAUGCUGCUCCGACGACGCCGCCGACCGCGCCGGCACCAGCGCCCAAAACGCAACCGGGAUGGAAGAAACUAUUCUGUUGUGUUGGUGGGGCGGAGGAACCAGCCGCCAAAGCUCCACCUCCUCCAAAGCCUGCAGCUGCACCACCAGCUCCACCAGGCUCCACCAGCUCCACCAGCUCCACCAGCAAGUUGGCAAAACAACCUGAAGUGAAACGAAAGAGACGCAAAGUCAAGAGCCUGCAGGUGAAGGACUUGGACCCGGACACCCCCAACGAAGAGCUCCGGACGCUCCACAUGAUGUUUGACGACCAGCUGGAGCUAUGCAAGCUGACCGAUCCGGACACGGAUCCAAGUCUAGACGACCCGUCAGAGCUGUCGGACCCCGACUCUGAGCACGAGACGCCCUGUUUCGCGGACUUUCUCAGAGCAUGCGGACUCCCGGAUGCAAAGGUCGACGACUAUAUGAAAUACUACAAGACUCACAAAGGACUGACCGACAGCGGCCACGGCGACUGGGCAGGCACGGGUCGAGGCUCGAGUGACCGGCCGUCCAGCGCCAGCAGCGGGGACGACCCCAGCUGGUGGGAUAAACGCGCCCGCGAGCGCCGUCAGGACUACCGGCGCAAGCGGCGCGAGCACCGCGAGUACCAGCGCCAGAUCGAGACCCAGCGCGACCUGGAGGAGGAGGUGCUGGAGAAGGAGCUGCUACGGCGGCUGUUGGCCGAGCUGCAGAACGAGCAGGUGCGUGCCAGGGAUCGCGAGAAGCGUAGGGUGGUGGCCAGGGUUUCUGGAGGAGGAGCUGAUCACGAGGCUACGACUGGAGCUGGCGAGGCUGCGGGAGAGGAGCGAGGAGCGGAAGGGAGCAUAUGUGCCACGCAGCUGCUCGAGGAGGAGGCCAACACCCGCGAGCUGAACAACCGCAUCGAGGAGCUGCGCAGGCGGAUGGAAGAGAACAAGAUUCUGAGGGAUUAUGAAAGGGACGAGGAGCAGCAGAGACUCCAGCUGCUGGAGGAGCUUCUCGUCAAGGAAAGGCGACGAAUGGACAUUCAUGAUGCCCAGCGCCCUGAAAGAGCAGGACUUGGAGGAGGCGGACAGAGAUCUCCUGAUGGACAUUGA
Pollicipes pollicipes is the source of this 2750-nucleotide messenger RNA. RefSeq lists its product as uncharacterized. Bases 711 to 2750 code for a protein of 679 amino acids. The transcript is spliced from 4 exons. The record is from RefSeq and is a predicted model, not a curated record. Lineage: Eukaryota; Metazoa; Arthropoda; Thecostraca; Pollicipedomorpha; Pollicipedidae.